Molecule: messenger RNA, 1118 nt
Organism: Arvicola amphibius (Eurasian water vole)
Lineage: Eukaryota; Metazoa; Chordata; Mammalia; Rodentia; Cricetidae
Gene: Prxl2c
Product: peroxiredoxin like 2C
Exons: 6
Coding region: 53-733 (226 amino acids)
Source: RefSeq, a predicted model, not a curated record
GCCACGCCUUCCCCGGCCCCGGGCGGACCCGAGCGGUCGCCCUACCCCCGCUAUGGCCGCGCCGGUGACGCGGCAGGUCAGCGGCUGCGCGGGUCCGGUCCUGACCCCAACCGGCUCGGACACAGAACCCGGGCAGCCCCUGGCAGCUGCCGUGGCUGAUCUGCCGGUGCUGGAUGCGUCCGGGAGACGGGUGUCGUUCGGCGCGCUGUUCCGGGAGCGUCGGGCCGUGGUGGUGUUCGUGAGGCAUUUCUUGUGUUAUGUCUGUAAAGAAUAUGUCGAGGAUCUGGCCAAAAUCCCCAAGAGCUUCCUCCGAGAAGCAGAUGUCACCCUCAUAGUGAUUGGGCAGUCAUCAUACCAUCAUAUUGAGCCUUUCUGCAAACUGACUGGAUAUUCUCACGAAAUCUAUGUUGAUCCUGAGAGAGAAAUUUAUAAAAGAUUGGGAAUGAAAAGAGGUGAAGAAAUUUCCUCAUCAGGACAGAGCCCCCACAUAAAGUCCAACCUGCUUUCGGGAAGCCUUCAGAGCCUGUGGCGGGCAGUCACUGGCCCGCUUUUUGAUUUCCAAGGAGACCCAGCUCAGCAAGGCGGAACCUUCAUUUUAGGUCCAGGUAACCGCAUCCACUUUGUGCACCGAGACAGGAAUAGGGUGGAUCACAAGCCCAUAAACUCUGUUUUACAGCUUGUGGGAGUUCAGCCUGUGAACUUCAUGAGCAGACCUACAGUUAUCCAUGUGUGAAUGGGCCCUUGAAAUGUGAGACAAAAUGCCAGGCUUCAUGGGAUUAUAAAACACAAAACUCAUGUGCCUAUAGAACUAUAUUCUGAGAGGCAUCAGGAAAAGCAUUUUAAAUUUUAUAGCCUCUAUAAUUAUCCAUUCAAUGAAAGAUUUUUGGCAACUAAAAUGUAAGAAGGGGGGCUGGAAAGGGCACUUCGUGGUUAAAAGCACUUGCUUCUCUUGCAGAGGACCUAGGUUUGGCUCACAAUCGUCUGUAACCCCAGUUCUGAGGUAUCCAACACCUUCUUCUGGCCUUGGGGACCAGGCACACGUGUGGUAAACAUGCAUAAAUGUAGGCAAGCACUCAUACAGAUAAAAUAAGGAUAAAUAAAUCUUAUAAAACUACAUA